This is a messenger RNA of Lytechinus variegatus (green sea urchin), 2482 nucleotides long. RefSeq names its product putative hydroxypyruvate isomerase (gene hyi). The transcript has 8 exons. Gene Ontology annotation, biological process: glyoxylate metabolic process. The record is from RefSeq and is a predicted model, not a curated record. Gene Ontology annotation, molecular function: hydroxypyruvate isomerase activity. Lineage: Eukaryota; Metazoa; Echinodermata; Echinoidea; Temnopleuroida; Toxopneustidae. The coding region runs from base 94 to 903 and encodes 269 amino acids.
GCGGUUAGCUUGCUCAUAUAUGCACACACCGCUAGUCUCGACGACAACGAUAAAGAAUCAAAGGACCUGGGAUAUCGCGGAUGAAUCGACAAGAUGCCUCUCAAAUUUGCAGCUAACAUUUCUAUCAUGUUCACAGAGAUAUCGAGCUUCGCCAGUCGUUAUGCCGCGGCUAAAACAGCGGGAUUUCGAGCUGUGGAAUGUGUUUUUCCGUACGACUUUUCGAAAAACGAAAUCGCAUCAGCGAGGAAGCAAGCGGGAGUUGAUCAUGUUUUGAUGUCCAGUUGGCCAGGUGAUAGAACAGCGGGGGAGUUUGGCCUGGCUGCUCUCCCUGGAAGACAGAAAGAAUUCCAGGAAACUUUUGAGCUUUCCAUUGAUUACUGCAAAGCUCUUUGUUGCAAGAGGAUGCAUGUUAUGUCUGGAAAGAUUCCAGCCCAUGAGGAAAGUCAACGGUCAACCCUUCUCUCUCAAAUGGAGGAUACACUGGUGGAGAAUUUGAAGUAUGCAGCUGAUAGACUGAAGAGGGAAGACAUCACAGCUGUAAUCGAGCCUAUUAAUGAUAGAUACACCAUUCCAAACUACUUUCUAACAAGGCAAGACCAAGCGGUCAAUAUAAUCAAGAGAGUUGACCGUGACAAUGUGAAACUGCAGCUGGAUGUGUACCAUGUUCAACUCGUCCAUGGUGAUCUGACAAAGAUCAUCAAGGAAUACAUGCCUUAUGUGGGUCACAUCCAGGUAUCACAAGCCCCUGGAAGAAAUGAGCCCAGUCUUAAGGGAGAGAUAGACUACGACUAUAUCUUUGAUGUGCUCGAAGGGACGGAUUACGAUGGCUGGAUUGGAGCAGAGUAUAAGCCCUCUACAGGAAACACUGAAGACAGUCUAGCAUGGUUUCAGAGAUUCAGAUGAUGAGGAGCAAGACAUGCUAAAGGGUCUCUUUCAUAAAGCUUAGUGAUUGAUCAUGGGGACUGAUUUCUAUAAUUGAUUGCAUUUAUUAUUGUGUAUGACUAUGAUCAAUCACUAAAACCAACUCAAUGAUUAACCAGUAAGCUUUAGUUUAUAGUGCUCAUUUGUGUGUGAUCCAGAUGGCAUCAAAUUAGUAUCAAAUCUGAAAUUAUAUGGAUUCUUGGGCAUCACUUUCCAUCUAUGAUGAUGCAAAAAUGUGCAAAUUUUGUGGAUCUAUGGAAAACGGGACACUACCCUAUCCAGGGCCCGGUCUUACAAAUAGUUGUGAUUGAUAUGAUCAAUCUCAAGUAUGGAAAGCCAAAUGAUGCGAACAUCUUUAGUUUGUACUAUCAACUUCUCCAAAUUUAUCAGAAAAUAUAAUGAAGCUUAAUGUACACAUACAAAAUAUUUAAACAAUUCAUUUGUACAAAUGGAUGUUUCGAGUUUGGUUUAGUACUGUUAAAAAAAGAUAAUACUUUGGUAAACUUUGGUUUCAAGGGUACAGCUGUUUAACUGAAGCAAUAUAAUGACAAUCGUCUUAAGUCUGUUAACCAAUGGGAAGCAGGCAACAAUUUUCUCCAUCUAGAGAUGGCAGUUGCCAGAGGUUCUACGUUUCCAGGACAUCGUCCAUUUGUCCUGUUUUCACUCUCUUGAUAACUUACAAAAUUAUUUUACUGAUCUACUUGCAAAUUGGGCAGUGUAUGCAUACAUAGGAGUGACAGUGAUCUGGGUACGUAUUGGGGGUCACAAACUUCAACUUGUUAAAUCAUGAUGUGGUGAUGACCUGUUUAUAAUGUGUGGGACUCAUGGACAAAGGUUACAGAGGUCAUUAUGGAUCUGAAAAUAUCUUGUUCCCAUGGUAACUAAAAGAGUAAUUUGAGGGAUCAACUUUAAAUCUGACUCUUGUGUGCAUAUUGGAGCAAAGAUCAUGUCAUCAGAUUUUGGGGUCACAAGGUCAGAGGUCAUUGUCUCAUUUUGUCACAUGUUUUGUAGAUCCAAUGGAUCGAUUCAAUUUACUUUGGUUCAUGUAUAUAUGAGUGAUGUGAUAAGAUUAGUGCAGAUUUUCAAAAUUUCUGAUCUGGCAAUAGCAGAUGCAUGAUUUAUUAUUGUGCAGUUGAUAAUCCAUUUGGUUCAAAUAAAGUUACAUACAUGUAUGUUGUAAUGACAAGUCUUGACAUGAACAUAGAAUAAUAGAUUUUUGAUAAAUAAAAUAAUAAAAAGUUAUUUUUAUAUGAAAGCAUUCAGUUUCAAUGUUUUAUUUCAUUGUGUAUUUCACAUUUUUUGUGAUUUUGGCAUGUGUGAAAAUCUUUUUGCCCAAACUGUUUGAUUGAAUAAUUUGUGAAAAAAUUGAUAGAGUAUGAAAUAAAGGUGACAAGUAAAUGUACACGAAACUUUACUAGUAUCACCAGAACCAUGGGAGGGAAAAGAAUGAAGGGAAGGAAAAUUAGGGCGAUAAGAAAGACAGUUCUAAGGAAAGAAUGGGGGAUGUACGUAAAAGAUGAAAUAACAGAGGUACGGAGGUGAGAGAAGGUAAAAACAGGAA